AUGAAGAAAGCCUUCGGAACUACUGCGAGAAAAACAGCUUCUCUGAAGUCAUCCUCUGGCGAGACCAUCACCGACCGCAGCAAACAGAUGGAACAGUGGGCAGAGCAUUACAAAAACUUCUACCUGAGAGAGAACGUCGUCACAGAGACGGCCAUCAACAGCAUCUCCAGUCUGCCCGACAUAGAGGAGCUUGACAACUCGCCAACAGAGGAGAAGUUCAGCAAGGCCAUUGACUCCCUCGCUCAUAGCAAGGCUCCAGGAAACGAUAGCAUCCCGGCAGAGGUGUUGCACAUCGCGGGGAAGGCAUUCGCUCGUGUUGCACUGAAAAGGUCACAGCAGCUCGCUGAUCGAGUAUACCCGGAGUACCAGUGCGGCUUCAGAGCACAGAGGUCCACCAUCGACAUGAUCUUCACGGUGAGACAGCUGCAGGAGAAGUGUCGGGAACAGAAACAGGCCCUUUACAUCGCCUUCAUCGAUUUGCCCAAGGCUUUUGAUCUGGUCAGAAGGAAGGGUCUCUUCAGGCGCCUGGAGAAGAUUGGAUGUCCUCCGAAGUUGCUGAGUGUGAUUUCGUCCUUCCAUGACGACAUGCAGGGCACAGUACAGUUUGACGGCUCAUCCUCCGCCCCAUUCCUCAUCAAGAGCGGAGUGAAACAGGGAUGCAACCUUGCCCCAACACUUUUCGGUAUCUUCUUCUCGCUGCUGCUCUCGCCCACUUUCAAACUUUUCAAACUCGUUCGUCUGCGAGCCAAGACCUCACUCAAGGCCUCUCACUCAGAGGCAGGACUACAGAGACUUACUACCUGCCUUGCACACGCCUGCAGUGAGUUCGGCCUGACCAUCAGUUUGAAGAAAAUAAAUGUGAUAGGUCAGGACGUCAGCCAAGCGCCCAGAAUCACCAUAGGUGACCACACCCUUGAAGUGGUUGAGGAGUUCACUUACCUCGGCUCAACAAUUGCCAGCAACUUGUCCCUGGAUGCUGAGACCAGAAAGCACGCCUGUCAACGAGGCGAAACCUGGACAGCGUAUGCCAGACAGGAACGCCGCCUCAACAGUUUCCACCUACGUUGCCUGCGGCGCAUCUCGGGCAGCUCCUGGCAGGACAGAGUACCGACCACCGAGGUGCUUGAGAAGGCAAACACCCAGAGCAAGUUUGUGAUGCUGUCCCACAGACGUCUGAGGUGGCUGGGACAUGUUCGCCGGAUGGAGGAUGGACGCCUGACAAAAGACGUCCUCUAUGGCGAGCUCUCAGCAGGAUCCAGACCAGCCGGCCGCCCCAUGCUGCGUUUCAAGGCAUGUGCAAGAGGGACAUGA
This is a messenger RNA of Acanthaster planci (crown-of-thorns starfish), 1311 nucleotides long. RefSeq lists its product as uncharacterized. The record is from RefSeq and is a predicted model, not a curated record. Lineage: Eukaryota; Metazoa; Echinodermata; Asteroidea; Valvatida; Acanthasteridae.